This is a messenger RNA of Dracunculus medinensis (Guinea worm), 1464 nucleotides long. The record is from the annotation of a GenBank genome assembly. Lineage: Eukaryota; Metazoa; Nematoda; Chromadorea; Rhabditida; Dracunculidae.
AUGCAACAGGAAAGUGAUAUUAAACAGAUAGAAACAUGGUUUGUCAAAUUCAUGAUUUUCCAGAUGCGAACCUACCUCUUAUUGAGCACUGUAUCUCUUCUGUACACUUCACAAACAUUUAUUAUGGGGUUCAUUGGAACUGAACCAGAAUUCAGCUGUAAAAUUCGCAAUAAUUUAGAAAAGAUGAAAUGGUUUGAAGGUGGCAUGAUUGUAACACCUAUUGCUACACAGAUUUCCGAUUUGUAUGGACGGCGCCCCAUAUUCCUAACAUUAUUAUGGACAGCAGUUGUUGCAAGCAUAUUAAGUACUCUUGCGCCAAAUUAUUUUCUGUUCCUCGUUUUUCGCUUUGUUCAAGGCAUUGGCAUUUUGGGAAGUUCGAGUAUAGGAUGGGUUCUAGGCUGCGAAUCAGUAUCGGCAGAUUUUCGUUCAAUAAUACCCAUAAUUGGGAAUUGGACAUGGGUUAUCGGAACAUGUUUUGUUGGUGCUGUUCGGAUUUUCAUUCACAGAUGGCGCUUGUCGUAUCUAGCCAUUUCCUUACCCGGGCUAAUAACAAUCGCUUGCUACUGGUACGUGCCAGAAUCACCACACUGGUUGAUCAAUCACGGUCGAAAAAAUGAAAUCACAAGGCAAGUUUUUGAAGAAACGCUUUAUCAUAGUUUAUCUGAAUUAGGGAUUAUUGUGAAAAAAUGGCAUCCCAAGUCGGACCAAGUUGCAGUCUUAAUUUCUUGCAGGUAUGUUCGUGAAGUUUCUCGAAUGAAUGGUGUUAAAAUUUCGCUAAAUGAUUGCAAAUCUGUUAAUAUAAAAAAGAAGCAAACGGCUAGAUCAUUAGUGGAUAUGAUAAAGAAUAAGGCUAUCAUGUUUCAUUUGGCAAUACAAUGCUUCAUAUUGUUGGUAUUUGAUUUCAGACUGGUGAUGAAUAUGAUUUAUUGGGGAUUAGCGCUGACUAGCAUUCGCCUGAGUGACGAUAACUUUACCGGCUAUUUCAUUUCUGCAUUUAUGGACGUUCCGGCUGCAUUUCUUUCUAUUCCGCUAUUAACGAAAUUCGGUCGACGAACUCUAACUUUCUGUGGUUUAUUGUUGCAAGGUAUUUGCAUGUAUGGUGCGGCAUAUUUCAAAGAAACUCGGAACAUAGCUGUAAUUUUUCCUAUUCUGGCAAGAUUUUGUAAUGAUAUUCUGUGGUGGUGCUACCCGUUAUUAGUGACAGAAAUGAUUCCAACUUCUAUUCGUAAUUUAUUCUACGGAAUUUCAGUCUUUUUUGGCGAAACUGGCUCAGUUAUUGCACCCUACUUGGAACUACUUGAAACUUUUGGUGUUCGCGCACCUCUAAUUGCUCUUUCAACUUUAUCAAUUAUCGCAGCUGUUUUGAUUCUUACAACCCCUGAAACAAAGGGUAAACCAAUGCCUGAAGAUUUCGAUGAUUUCGAUGGAGGAUGGUUUGUAAACUAUUUUAUGCAGUGCAGCUAG